UCGUCUAAUUGCAAACUUUUCAUAAGGUAGCACAAAGUUUCACUUAUCCCUCUUCAAAGCUGUUGUUGAAUAUAUCAUUUUAAACUUUACAUUUUCCUCAAGCUAUUACUAAAUUCAGCUUACGUGUAUGUGUUCAACAUCUAGAGGUGUAUACAAACUUAUAAAGGAAGUUUUGGUGAUUUUGAUUGAUUACUCUAUACACACUGUCAUAAAUAAUCAUGCCGUUAUCUGGUACCUCAUCCCAAGACACCCUACAACCUCUUACACCCCCAGGUGAUCAUCAUCAUACAGGACGUUACGUUGUUGUUGGUGCAGUCUUGGCAGUCACGUUGUUGAUUCUACAUCACGUGCUGCUUCGCGAUACUUCAACAAUCGCUGGGAUUUGCAUACCUACUAUCGUAAUGAUGACUUACAUUCUUUGGGUUUUCUACUCAGCUCGCAAAGACAGACUAAAGACACGACGAAUGGCUUUGACCAUGCAACAACUGACGGAAGUGAUUAGCAAUGUACCAGGAAAUAUGAGCAAAGCAACUGGAGAUAGUCGAAGGUGUACGACUGAAGCUAUGAGAGAAACACAGGAAAGGAAUCCUGCCAUGACAAGUGUACAGGGAAGACCGGUGAUGUUGUCAACAACAAAGGCUUGUCAAACCAAUGAAACACAGCAACGUUUUAACCAUGAUCUUGGAAACAUCACGUGAAGUUUUUUUUAUCUAUUUCCCAAUAUUUAACUUUUAUUAUUUUAUCUUCAAAUAUUUUGUAAUUGUAUGUAAUAAAUUAUUUAUUAUUGAGAUGUAAAUGAUGCUAUUGAAUAUUUUUUCAGAAGAAUACACAGGUAUAGCUUAACAUAUUGAUUUGAAGAACUUUGUGUGGAAUUUAAUAUAUUAAAAUGAAUAUAAAUAGAACUAGAAUUUAAGUAAUUUUGGUAAUUAUGCAGGAAGUGAGUUCAUCUCAGAAGGGAAUAACUUUUUAAUUUAAUUAACAAUA
Chelonus insularis is the source of this 984-nucleotide messenger RNA. RefSeq lists its product as uncharacterized. The transcript is spliced from 3 exons. Bases 219 to 698 code for a protein of 159 amino acids. The record is from RefSeq and is a predicted model, not a curated record. NCBI's taxonomy places the organism in Eukaryota, Metazoa, Arthropoda, Insecta, Hymenoptera, Braconidae.